Messenger RNA from Dermacentor andersoni, 1400 nucleotides. RefSeq names its product UBX domain-containing protein 1-like. The record is from RefSeq and is a predicted model, not a curated record. Lineage: Eukaryota; Metazoa; Arthropoda; Arachnida; Ixodida; Ixodidae. Gene Ontology annotation, cellular component: cytoplasm; nucleus. Gene Ontology annotation, molecular function: K48-linked polyubiquitin modification-dependent protein binding. Gene Ontology annotation, biological process: negative regulation of protein ubiquitination; negative regulation of protein K48-linked deubiquitination; negative regulation of proteasomal ubiquitin-dependent protein catabolic process.
AAAGCGGCAUCGGCAGCACGUUGUUUCAAGCCAGCGCGAGCUGUCGCGCGAGGAAAGGUGUUUUCUGGUCAAGCCUUUUGAGGGAUUUUGAAAGCUGGGGCGAAUUUUGUACACCGUGGUUUUCCGUACACUUAUGCGUUAGUAUCGCGUUUGUUCUCUCGAUCAUUCCGCUGUGCCUUUUGCGAAGACCGACAACCUCGGAUCGCCUCCGUCAUGUCGGCCAUAAUAAGCAUCCUAGAAGAGAUGGGGUUCUCAACUGAGAGAGCGAAGAAGGCGGUGGAGGUCUGUGGUGACCAGAACGUGGAAGCCGCCAUGGAAUGGCUUCUAGCGCACGCAGACGAACCGAUGGACACCGCCGACCCGGCCGAGCCUGUGCCCAAAGCGCCCGCACCGCAACCGCAGGCUGUGGGUGCGGCUGCAGAGUCUGUAAGCCACACUGCGGAGCAUAAAGACCAAGCAGGAGAAGCCAGUAAGGAAUCUGUAUCUGAAGCAGCCGCAGCAGCCGCAGCCAAGAGUUUCAAGUGUGACGAGUGUGGCAAGCUCUUCAGGAGUUCACCAGAAGUAGAAUUCCAUGCCGUCAAGUCCGGACACAAAAGUUUCUCCGAGUCCGUGGAAGAGGUCAAGCCACUUACCGAAGAGGAAAAGCAGGAACAAGCAAGAAAGCUGGAAGAAAAGAUACGGCAACGGCGGCUAGAGCGGGAGGAGAAAGAGAAGAAGGAAGCCAUCGAGCGAGAAAAGGAGCGCCGGAAGUUUGGCCAGGAGAUUGCCACCACUCGGCAAAAGAUCGAGGAACAGGAAAUGCUGAAGUUGGCCGAAGAAAAGAAGAGGGAGAAGAUGGAAGCCAUGCUAGCAAAAAAGAAAGUACUUGAGGACAUUGAAAGGGACAAGUUGGAGCGGAGAGAGAAAUUUAACAUGGGAGGUCCCCCUCCUCCAAGCGUGGUCAAGCCUGCUGCUCCAGUUGCACCAUUGGAGCCAAAGAAAGAGUACGACCAAUGCAAGCUUCAGGUGCGCCUAACAAACGGGCAGACGUUGACGCAAACCUUUGGAGCCCACGAAGAACUGGCAGCUGUGCGACUCUACGUGGAGCUGAACAGGACAGACGGGGACUUUCCUUUCACGCUCAUGACCAGCUUCCCAAGGAAAGUAUUCACCGAGGAGGACUACAACAAGCCCCUCAGCGCCUUAGGCCUCGUUCCAUCCGCAGUGGUGAUCUUAACGAAAGCUAAGUGACUUAGCUGGUGUGCAAUUGAGACGACUACAAGGCAAGCAACUUCGGAAGCCAAAUGUGCUGCUGCAGUGUGCCGUCGCCGAGAUUUGUAUAUUAACGCUGACUGUGCUGCGCGCAAUAAAACUCCAGUUCCUGUCGUGCUUCAGGAAGCAUGGCGGGCACUUUUCCUACA